This is a messenger RNA of Eimeria tenella, 392 nucleotides long. RefSeq lists its product as uncharacterized. The annotation marks the transcript as partial. NCBI's taxonomy places the organism in Eukaryota, Apicomplexa, Conoidasida, Eucoccidiorida, Eimeriidae. The record is from RefSeq and is a predicted model, not a curated record. The transcript has a single exon.
AAAACUCCUGGGGACCCCCAGACAGCACUGGGGCCCCCCAGGCAACUCUGGGGGCCCCCAGGCAACUCUGGGGGCCCCCAAGCAACCCUGUAGGCUCUCCAAGAAGCUCUGGAGCCCCCCAGUCAGCUCUAGGGACCCCCAAGAACUCUGCGGGCCCCCAGACAGCAACAGGGGGCCCCAUACAGCCCCGGGAGCCCCCAAGGAGAUGUGAGGGCCCCCCAGCCAGCUCUGGGGGCCCCCAAGGAGGUCUGGGGGCCCCCAAGGAGGUCUGGGGCCCCCCAAGGAGGUCUGGGGGCCCCCAAGGAGGUCUGGGGCACCCCAGACCGCUCUGGGGGCCCCCAGACAGCUCUGGGUACCCUCAAGGAGCUCUGAGGGCCCCCAGGCAUCUGUGA